Molecule: messenger RNA, 531 nt
Organism: Prunus persica (peach)
Lineage: Eukaryota; Viridiplantae; Streptophyta; Magnoliopsida; Rosales; Rosaceae
Product: protein LURP-one-related 6-like
Exons: 3
Coding region: 1-531 (176 amino acids)
Source: RefSeq, a predicted model, not a curated record
AUGCAAGAAUACAUUAAGCUGACUGUUUCAGCUGAGAUGAAGCAGCAAGUCCCCUCGUCCUAUAAGAAGAGGAAAUUUUCAAACAGUGAAGACUUUCUCAAUCUGAUAGUCAAAGAGAAGGUUGCUAGCAUUCCUCUUAUCGGAAUUAGGGCGACAAUGGUGAAUUUGCUUAUGAUUUUCUAUUUGAAAGAGCCAAACUCCUGUUUGGCAAGAACUCAUGCAAUCAGAAUCUCCACCAAGGCUAGGCAAAACAAAGACUGGGACUUUGAGAUCAAGGGAUAUUUUCCUGAUAAAGAUUGUAGGAUUGUUGACUCAAGAGGCAACACAAUGGCACAUGUAAUAAUUCCUGUUCAUGAAAGAAUAUAUAAAAAGUUUCAUUGUUUGUUUCUAUUGAAAUUCGGGGUGAAGAAGGAGUUGAUGGCAAGCAAGGAUCUCUACCAUGUUGUGGUGACACCAGACAUGGAUCAAGCUUUUGUUAUUGGGGUCAUUACCAUUCUUGAUUACAUAUAUGUUGAAUCCACUAGGUGCUAG